AUGCCCGUGAGCACUUCGAGUGAAAUUGGUAAGCUCCAGAGUCCCUUGAAAGUUGUGGUCUUUGAAGAAGAAGCUGAAGAGGAGGAAGAAGUAGAGUCUGAAGAGGAAUCAUCAUCAUCAGAAGAAGAAGAAGCAGAAAAGCGGAAGGGUACUCAGGGAAUCAUAGAAAUUGAGAAUCCCAAUCUGGUAAAGCCAAAGAAUGUGAAGGCUAAAAAUGUCGAUCUUGAGAAAACAACUGAACUUUCUAGGCGUGAAGGGGAGGAGAUUGAAAUACAAAAGGCUCAUGAGCGAUACAUGAGGUUGCAGGAGCAGGGAAAAAUUGAACAAGCAAAGAAAGAUUUAGGUAAUAUGCAAAAUUGACAAAUUAUAGCUUCAUUUUUGACACUUCAUUGGAAUUCUGUUAAGGCAGGCUAUAAUAUGUGAACUGAAUUUUUUCAAUUAGCAUUCAGGUC
This is a messenger RNA of Rosa chinensis, 452 nucleotides long. Its product is annotated as 28 kDa heat- and acid-stable phosphoprotein-like. Gene Ontology annotation, molecular function: RNA binding. Gene Ontology annotation, cellular component: cytosol. The transcript is spliced from 5 exons. NCBI's taxonomy places the organism in Eukaryota, Viridiplantae, Streptophyta, Magnoliopsida, Rosales, Rosaceae. Bases 1 to 360 code for a protein of 119 amino acids. The record is from RefSeq and is a predicted model, not a curated record.